Thecamonas trahens ATCC 50062 is the source of this 809-nucleotide messenger RNA. RefSeq lists its product as uncharacterized. Gene Ontology annotation, molecular function: nicotinamide-nucleotide adenylyltransferase activity; nicotinate-nucleotide adenylyltransferase activity. Bases 1 to 795 code for a protein of 264 amino acids. Gene Ontology annotation, biological process: NAD+ biosynthetic process. The record is from RefSeq and is a predicted model, not a curated record. Lineage: Eukaryota; Apusomonadida; Apusomonadidae. The transcript has a single exon.
AUGGCUGGGGUGGGGCAUGCAGCCGAGGACUUUGUCGUUGCGCGAUGGGCGGCGAUGAUAGAGGAUCCCAUGUGUGCCGAGCGGCUGUGUGGCUCUACGCCUGUGGUGCUGCUGGCGACGGGCGCGCUCUCGCCGUGCCACCGCAUGCAUGUGGGCGGACUUCUCGCGGCACGGGCAGCCGUGGAGGACCGCGGACUGUUUGGCGCCAACGCCGUGGUGGUUGCUGGCCUGCUCUCGCCCUCGCAUGAAGAGUAUGUGGGCGGAAAGCUUGGCACCGCAGCCAUGGACGGCGAACUCCGCCUGGCGGUCGUGGCAGCGUCGAUAGCCGACGCGGGGCUCGAUGGAUGGAUGGCGGCCGAUGACUGGGAGGUCUCUCAGCCGACCUUUGUCGACUACCCGCGGGUGGCGCGGACGCUGCACGCGCGCAUCGUCGACGCAGCCACCACUUCAGGUGCUACCGAUCUUGCGGCCUCUCUCCGCGUUGCUUACGUCGCUGGCGCCGACCACGUUGCCAAGUGCUUCAUGGAAGGCCUGGGCGCGCGCGGCAUCGGCGUUGUCUGCCUGCCGCGCGGCAUGGACACCGUCCGUGCCCGCCGAAAGUACCCCGAUGAGCUCGAGUGGAUCGUCUUUGCCACCGACGAUGAGCUUGCCGCCGCCGCUGAUGCCGUCUCGGCCCCGACCCGUACCUCGUCGACCCUCGUCCGGCAGCUCCUUUCCGCCCCAGCUAGAUCCGAAGAGCACGAUGCCGUCUCCACCAUGCUCUUCCCAUCUGUUCUCACCAUGCUCGUUGAUUGAAUCUUUUUGCCUCG